CAUAUCUUGUGCAUCUAUAAAGUUUGGUUGUUUCUUUAAACAGGCAUACACUCACACCGAUUUCCUCCCGAAAGUAAAUUUUAAUGCUCACUACCUCUUUUCACACUUAGUUCCAGAUGUGACCACAGACUUUUUACUUCCUCUAUACAGUCUGAAGACACCCUUCAACCCUUUUCGUCUUUGAAUCAUUACAGUGUCUUCCUUCAUGAUCAGAGAUAAGUCCAGCGAUAAGUACGUUUGUGCCCACCUCAUGCUUACGGACUCCUUCACUUUGUCUCUCGCUUGGUUCACUAUCAGAUUAUUUAACCACCCUACAGCAUGGGACGAGCGACCACCUUUUACUUCACCCUCCUCUACCUCCACCUCCUCUCCAUCUGCUGGUGUCAGAGGUCAAACCCAGACAGCGAGAGGUUGUCCUGCGAUCGGUGUGACCGACGGCUGUCCUGUAACUGCUCCUAUGGCGGAUUCACCAGUGUUCCCACGGUAACAGACCGUGCCCUGACUCUGGAUCUCUCCUUCAACGAGAUCGCCAUGGUGACUGAGGAUGAUCUGAAAAGCCACAGACACCUGAAGGCUCUGAAUCUCCACGGUAACAAGCUAGCUGUGAUCCACCCAUCAGCGUUCGACUCUCUGUGGAGCCUGGAGGAGCUCGAUCUGUCCAACAAUCAGCUGACUGCUCUCAAACAGAAAUGGUUUAGAAAGCUAGGAGCUCUGCAGCACCUCAACCUGCUCAACAACCCAUAUCGCUGCCUGGGUUCUCCUGCACCAUUUCAGACACUGGUCAGGCUGAGGAGGCUCAGGUUUGGAGGUCCUGCUCUGGAGGAGCUAAAGAGAGAAGAUCUGUAUGGAGUCACCCAGCUGGAGGAACUCACUGUGCAUGGGAACAACUUGAGCCGGUACGAGCCCGGUACUCUAGCAGACGUCUGGCCGUUGGGUCGUGUCACUUUAAGCCUCCGAAGUGCAUUUUUAACAAAUACAGCCUUAGCUAGGGCUGUGCUCGAAGAUGUGUCGUACCCCGAGACACCUAUCAUUCUUGAAGACCUCCAUCUGAUUGGGAAUGAGUCUGUACAGCCCCUCACAGCAGCUGCCAAGAGAAGAAUCAGGCAAAUAAGCUUAAAAAACGUUUCUGUGUCCGAUGAAGCCAUUGUUAGCUUUCUGAUGGUGUUUAAUGGAGUGCCACUCACCUCCUUUUGGUUGGACGGCGUCACCCUGACAGGAGAGGGCAGGUGGGCAGAAGCCAAAUGGACGGAUCAGAAAAGCAUUGACGAGUUCUUCUUACGAAACAUUGUGGUGCUGGACGUCUGGAAGUUUGUCUCACUUCUGGAGCUGGGAUUUCUGCUGCAUUAUCCCAGGAAGGUGUCUGUCAUAAACGGCAGGGUGUUUGUGAUGCCCUGUCCCACAUCCCGCCUGCUAGUGAACCUGCAGUACCUGGACCUGUCCGACAACCUGCUGACUGAAAUGACGCUGUCUGAGUCACUGUGUGACGGACAUGGCACGCUGAAGGACCUCCGGGUAUUAAACGUCAGUGGAAACGCUCUGAAGUCUUUGUCGACGAUCAGCCGUCUAGUGGCAGAGCUCUCCAAACUCACCCACCUGGACAUUAGCAGGAAUGCAUACAGCUCCAUGCCCCGAGCUUGCUCCUGGCCCUCCACCCUCCGAUACCUCAACAUCUCUGGGGCUAAACUUGAAACCAUCACGCCCUGUCUAGCCACAACUCUGGAGGUGUUGGAUCUGAGUAACAAUGAUCUCAAAAGCUUCAGCCUGUUCCUGCCUGCUCUGAGAGAACUCUACCUCUCUGGGAACAAGAUUCAGAGUCUGCCUUCUGGAUGGCUGCUUCCAAAUCUGCAAAUACUGACAAUACAGUCAAACACCUUGAACAUGUUUGGCCGCUCAGACCUCCAGUCAUACGAACGACUCCAGAACUUACAGGCGGGUCAGAACAAAUUCGUCUGCUCCUGUGAAUUUGUUGCUUUCCUCCAGUCGGACAUUAAAGGUGGAGAUGUGCAGUUAACAGAUGGCGAGGAGAGCUACAUCUGCGACUCUCCUCUCUACCUGCAGGAGGAACCAGUGGGUCAAGUUUAUCUCUCUGUUGUGGACUGCCACCGGGUUUUGUUUGUGUCUGUGAGCUGUGGGCUGGCACUAUUUGUUGCUAUUCUGUUGUGUAUCCUGCUGUGGCGCCUCCACGUGUUGUGGUACUUAAAGAUGACGUGGGCAUGGCUCAAGGCCAAACGUAACUCGCGGCGAAGGCAGAGAUGCAGAGAGAGAGAGGGCCUGGAGUCAUUACUCUCCUUUGAUGCCUUUGUGUCCUACAGUGAGCAGGAUGCUUGCUGGGUGGACAACUUUUUGGUACCUGAGCUGGAAGAGCCAAGGGACAAUGAUGAAGAGUCUGUGAAUCACCGGCCUUUGACUCUGUGCCUCCACAAGCGGGACUUCCUUCCCGGACACUGGAUUUUGGACAACAUCAUGAGCGCCAUGGAACGCAGCCGGCGAACCGUCUUCGUCCUCUCUGAGAAUUUCGUCCAGUCCGACUGGUGCCGCUACGAGCUGGACUUCUCCCACUUCUGGCUCUUCGAUCGGAAUGCUGGCGGAGAGGUGAUCUUGAUCCUCCUGGAACCGCUGUCCAAGGACGACAUCCCCAAACGCUUCUGCAAGCUGCACAAACUCAUGAGCUCCACCACCUACUUGGAGUGGCCUCAGGAGGAGGAGAAGAUUGGGGAGUUCUGGAGGAGUCUCCGCAAGGCUUUGAGAGGAGAAGAGGAGGACUACUGAGAGGGAAAGACAAAAAGAUGAUAGAGUGAGCACACAAGGACAUGCAAGAUAAGAAAAAAUUAAAAUUUAAUACAUUCAAUAUUUGUUACUUUCAAAGAAAAUGAUUCAGCUGCACAACAGUUCAUCAUUUGUAAUAAUCCUAAUCCUUUUUUACUUUGUCUAUAAUAUGUAUAUGUAAUAAAGAAUUUCAAAUGUA
Messenger RNA from Larimichthys crocea (large yellow croaker), 2965 nucleotides. RefSeq names its product toll-like receptor 2 type-2. Gene Ontology annotation, biological process: toll-like receptor signaling pathway; immune response; inflammatory response. The transcript has 12 exons. Gene Ontology annotation, molecular function: triacyl lipopeptide binding; transmembrane signaling receptor activity; protein binding. NCBI's taxonomy places the organism in Eukaryota, Metazoa, Chordata, Actinopteri, Sciaenidae. Gene Ontology annotation, cellular component: signaling receptor complex; plasma membrane. The record is from RefSeq and is a predicted model, not a curated record. Bases 319 to 2769 code for a protein of 816 amino acids.